Molecule: messenger RNA, 886 nt
Organism: Hyla sarda
Lineage: Eukaryota; Metazoa; Chordata; Amphibia; Anura; Hylidae
Gene: ARHGEF39
Product: Rho guanine nucleotide exchange factor 39
Biological process (GO): positive regulation of cell migration
Cellular component (GO): plasma membrane
Molecular function (GO): guanyl-nucleotide exchange factor activity
Source: RefSeq, a predicted model, not a curated record
GGGCACUGCGGGCCGUGUCUGACCUGUGUGACCAUAUGGAGGAGAUGAAGGAGCUGCAGGAAAACCAUGAACAGCUGCAGAGAGUCCAGAAACUGCUGAAGGGGCGGAGGGUCCAGGUUCUGGAGCCAGGGAGGCGCUAUAUCCGAGAGGGUUGGUUGUCUCUUGUCCCUCCCAGCGGAGAAGACGUGAAGCCCCGCAUGCUCUUCCUCUUCUCUGACAUCCUCCUGGUCUCUGUCCCCUGUCACCUGCUGCACCCCUUUAAUGGUGACAAGUUCUGCUGUCGGGCCAUCUACCCCCUGAGGGAGUGCCAAGUGGAGAAAGUGCUGGGACACACACAGAGCCAAGGAGGUCUCAUCAGUUUGUCGUUCAGAAGAGAAAAACUUCUGUUCAUGUCGACCAAUCAGCAGGAUCUGAACGGCUGGUAUGAGGGACUGGUGAGGACCCUCAGGACCUUCCACAAAGAGAACAUCAAACCCAUCAGGACUGAAGCGUCACAGGGACACCAGCGAGUAAUGACUGAGUUACAGAAUUCUCAAGCUGCAAGAGCACCAAAGAGACCCCAUGUGGACCCCCCAGUGAAUAUUCUGAGCCCCUCACAAGAAGAUCCAUUGUGUAAGCGGCAGAAGACGGAGCGAUCUGAAAAAGAAAACUCGCAGCCCGAAGUGUCUGAAGGAUCAGGAUGGAAGUGUGUGAUCCUAUGAGGGGCCCUGAGUAUGAGUGGGAGUGAUCCUCUAACAUUACCUCAUACAUUGUGACCAAGUCUUAUGUUGGGGUGGGCGAGCAGUCCAUGUGUUCUGGACGGUGCAGUAUGGACAUUUUAAGACAUAAAAGCUGCAUCUGCUGUUACAUCUCUACAAUAAUCUCAAUAAAGAUUGUUAGAUCUUCA